This is a messenger RNA of Monomorium pharaonis (pharaoh ant), 1821 nucleotides long. RefSeq lists its product as uncharacterized. Bases 772 to 1806 code for a protein of 344 amino acids. The record is from RefSeq and is a predicted model, not a curated record. The transcript is spliced from 5 exons. NCBI's taxonomy places the organism in Eukaryota, Metazoa, Arthropoda, Insecta, Hymenoptera, Formicidae.
ACCCUGUAUAUAUAUCCCAGAAACCAAAAAAUAUCGGACUGUGCUUACAGAAGAUAUUUAUAAAUUUAAUAUUGAUAAUUAUGAUUCAGAAACUGAUACAUAUAAAAAAAGACUGAUAAAUUAAUUCUGCCUGAUGGAAAAAAACAAACUUGUCAAGUUUUAAAGUUAGGAGAUACAGAAGCAGAACUCAAGAUGAAAUCAAGUGAAAAAAGAGUUCGAGUUCCAAAAUUAACAACGUCUCUAAUUCAUGACAAUGAUGAAUCUUUACUCAGUCAGGAAAAGGAAAAUGAAAUCAGCAAUAUUGCUAAAAGAAGAAAGAUUAAUCAAGAGCUUUGUAAAAAAUCUACAAAGGAGACUAAUAUCUCUAUUAUUGCUGCUUAUGUAAAUGCAUCUAAACAGCGGUCGUUACAUUCCAGUGCUAAUCUUGAGAGUGAAGCAUCAACUGUUUCUAAUAACGAAGAAGACAAGUAUUUAAAUAAUGAUUUAUUAAAAAAAAAACAAAGGGAAUUAGAUGAAUGUUUACAGAUACUGAAACAUGCUGAAAACAGAGCAAGGCAUUGGGAAGAACAAUACAAUGCUUUAAAAAAAUCUGGAAAUUACAACCUUACGGAAAAGACCGAAAAAGAUAUUGUUACUAUCCUAGAAACGAUCAGUAACCGUACGAUUCAUGAUGACAUUGCAGGUGAUAAUGCACCUAAAUAUGAGAAUAAAAUUAAUAUUGCGUUUAAAGAACCAACAACCCAUAUAGGAAAUGAUAUUUGAAUACCUACAAUGAUUUACGAGGAACUUAUGCGUGAGAAAGAGUUCAGCUCAUUUAUAAAAAGUGCAUGCUAUGCUGUCUGGGGACCCGACAAGCUGGCUGAACGUUCUGUGCGUGAACAACGUAAUGUUAAGGAAUCGUCGUUAACUCCUACUAAAAAAAGUGCAGUUUCAUCAUUGUUUUGCCAUUGGAUGAAAGAUAAGAGACAUAUGCCGCAGACUUUUAUUGAGGAGCAAAUGAAUAGAACCAAACUGAACAAAUACUUCAACGGGGCAAUUACAGCAGCCAGGAAGAAAAUUAAUUACAAGGUCAUAAAAACGCCCAAUCCUGAAGUGACACAGAAAAAAAAACCUACAACUGAACAUUCACAAAAUUUGAAAGUUUCUGGAGACGACACGUCAGACAGUGAGCAUUCCUGCUCUGAGAAUGGGGAAACUACAAGAGGAUUAAAAUUUAAAUUGCCUUAUAAAGAUAUUGACUUUAAUUGUGAAAAUAUAUGCUUCACAAUUGAUAAUCGAAACAUUUUUAUACAAUUACAUGAUAAUGUGUAUAACGAAACAAUACCUGCAAUAAAUAAAAAUCCCAAUGAAAUGGUCGAGAAUGAAGACAAUAUAUGUCACGAAGCAAUAUCAAUAAAUGAUAAUACCAAUGAAAUAAUUAAUGAUGAAGACAUUAACAAAACUGAAGAAAUAUUUACAGACAAUAUUUUUCAUUGGACUGAUGCCAGUACAAAGUUAUUCCUGCAGAUAUACAGAAAGUAUAAAGAUGGUCUUACCCAAAGGAAAAUUAAAACGAAAAAAAUUAUGUGGCAAAAAAUAUCAGAAAACAUGAAAUCACAAGGAUACAAUGUGACCACACUGCAAGUGGAGAAUAAAUAUAAAUCUUUAGAACGGUUAUUUAAAAAUAUAAAGAAUCACAAUAAUAAAACUGGGAGAAACAGAUUAUCCUGCCUUACGAGACGUACGUACUUAUCUUUUUUAAUUUACAAAGAAUUAAAAAAUGGCUUAAGACUUUUAUUUAGAUUAUUGUUUUGUAUUUGCCUAUGAUAUGCAUUUAUUCUG